AUGGCAAGCAUCUCUGAAAUUAUCUCGAAUCCAUGGACUGGUUCUACAGUAAUGCUGGUGGCGGUAGCAAUGGUGUUCACCCUCGGACGCUAUCUGAUGUCGGCUGAUCAACUUCCCCUUCCCCCGGGACCCAAGGGCUUGCCGUUGCUCGGAAACAUCAACGACCUACCCUGCCCGGGUGUCGUCGAGAGCUAUCACUGGGCGAAGCAUAAGGAUCUCUAUGGACCGAUAAGCUCAGUGACUGUACUUGGGCAGACGAUGGUCAUCAUAAAUGAUGCGAAGAUAGCCUUUGACCUGCUGCGUGAUAGAUCUGCGAUUCACUCGUCGAGACCACACCAGGUAUUCGCCGGCGAUUUGGUGGGCUUCAAGAACAUCACUGCAAUGCACAGAUACGACGACACGUGGAAGAACCAACGUAAGAACAUCACUAAAGUAGCCAGCUCGAAAGCGUCCAUUGCAGAGUUCGACAAGAUAGGGGAAGUCGAAGCAGCUCGAUUCUUAUUCAAUCUCCUGAGAGCACCAGAUAGGUUGAAUGAUCAUAUCCGCCAUGAGGCGGGCACUGUCAUAUUCAAAGUGACAUAUGGCUACCAAACACGAUCAGGAGGUAACGACCCACUGGUCGACCUUGCAGGACAAGCCAUGGAAUACUUCGCGGACGCUACAGUGCCUGGCAAGUGGCACGUCGAUAUUCUCCCGUUCUUACAAUAUCUCCCAGACUGGUUUCCCGGCAACAAAUUCAAACGAACAGCAAGAGAUUAUGCCGCUGUCGUAGAUAAAUGUCGCGAACUACCCUACGCCUUCACCCAGCGUCAAAUGAAGGAGAAGAGGCAUAAGUUGUCUUACGUCUCGCAAGCCAUCGAGGCAAGCGCAGCUGACCUAUACAUGGACCAUGUCAACAAAUGGUCAGCCUUCGCGUUGUGUUUGGGCGGUGCAGACACUACCGUCUCGGCAUUCAUGAGCUUCUUCCUAGCUAUGAUGGUCUAUCCGGAGGUACAGAAGAAGGCUCAGCAAGAGAUUGAGCAGGUCAUCGGCAGAGAUCGUCUCCCAAUGGUGACCGACUUUCCGAAGCUGACAUACAUCGAGGCCAUCAUGAAGGAGACUCACCGCUGGCAUCCGGUGGCUCCUAUGGGUAUUCCACACUGCAGCGUCAAGGAAGAUGUCUAUGAAGGGUAUAGAAUCCCGAAAGGCGCCUUGCUUCUCUACAAUGCCUGGCAAUACACUCACGACCCAGAAACCUACCCAGAGCCAGACGAAUUCAGACCCGAACGCCAUCUGACCACACCCGACCAUGUUGCGGAGCCAGAUCCUCGCAACUACAUCUUUGGCUUUGGCCGCCGUAUAUGUCCCGGCAGAGGCGUCGCCGACAAUUCUCUCUUCAUCACCAUGGCUCAGACGCUUGCCGUAUUCGACAUAGAGAAGCCUCUUGACGCAGAUGGAAAGGUCAUCGAGCCGGAGAUUCAGUAUGAAGCAGGAGCCGUCAGUCAUCCAUUGCCAUACAAAAUCUCGAUCAAGCCGAGGUCGGAACACCAUGAGAAGUUGAUUAGGUCCCUUGAGGGGAUGUAUCCCCUUGAGGAGAGCCAUGUUGAGGAGCUAGAGCAUGUCAAGUGGUCAAACUCCAGGCCUAAGUAA
Cyphellophora attinorum is the source of this 1629-nucleotide messenger RNA. Its product is annotated as O-methylsterigmatocystin oxido. The coding region runs from base 1 to 1629 and encodes 542 amino acids. The transcript is spliced from 5 exons. Gene Ontology annotation, molecular function: iron ion binding; heme binding; monooxygenase activity. Lineage: Eukaryota; Fungi; Ascomycota; Eurotiomycetes; Chaetothyriales; Cyphellophoraceae. The record is from RefSeq and is a predicted model, not a curated record.